AGAUCAAGAAACUAUGUUUCAGAAUCUGAAGUGUGCAAGCUGGAAUCAGUACCCUUGGAUUUUGGUGAUUACCAUCCCCUAAAACCCAUUACAGUUACUGAAUCCAAGACCAAGAAGAUGAACCGGAAAGGAAGUACUUCUUCUACCUCCUCUUCUUCUUCCAGUUCUAUGAUGGAUCCGCUGAGCAGUGUGUUGGAUGGCACCGAUCCCUUGUCGUUAUUUGCAGCAGCUGCAGAUCCUGUGACUAAUACUGCUGCCAUGGAUACUACACGAAAGAAGCGGGAUAAAGAUGACAGCUCAGCGGUAGGAAGUGACUUUGAACCAUGGUCGAGCAAACGUGGGGAAAUUCUUGCUAGAUACACAACAACAGAGAAGCUGUCUAUUAAUCUGUACAUGGGAUCUGAAAAAGGAAAAGCUACAACUACUGGCUCCGCAGUUUCUGAAAAAGUGAGGACAAGGUUAGAAGAACUGGAUGAUCUGGAAGAGGGGUCACAGAAAGAGUUGUUGAAUCUGACUCAGCAGGAUUACAUGAACCGGAUUGAAGAACUGAACCAGUCUUUGAAGGAUGCUUGGUCCUCGGAUCAGAAAGUAAAAGCUUUGAAAAUAGUCAUCCAGUGUUCUAAGCUUCUUUCAGACACAACUGUGAUUCAGUUCUAUCCAAGUAAAUUUGUUUUAAUUACAGAUAUCCUCGAUACUUUUGGGAAACUGGUGUAUGAAAGAAUUCUGUCAAUGUGCGUGGACAGUCGUGUCUCUUUGCCAGAUAAUUUUUCUCCAGAGAGUGUUAACGAUACAGCUAAAGAAACUUGCUUAAACUGGUUUUUCAAGAUUGCUUCAAUCAGAGAACUCAUUCCCAGAUUUUACGUGGAAGCAGCAAUACUGAAGUGCAAUAAGUUCCUAUCCAAAACGGGUAUUUCGGAAUGUCUCCCACGGUUAACGUCUAUGAUUAGAGGAAUUGGAGACCCACUGGUGGCAGUCUAUGCAAGAGCAUACCUUUGCAGGGUUGGGAUGGAAGUGGCACCACAACUCAAAGAAAGCCUUAACAAAAACUUCUUCGACUUUCUUCUAACAUUUAAACAAAUUCAUGGGGAUACAGUUCAGAAUCAGCUGGUGGUACAAUGUGUGGAGAUUCCUUUGUACUUGACUCUGUAUUCACCUGCUAUAGACUGGAUUUUACAGUGUAUUGCCUACCGUGCUCCUGAAGUUCUGCUUACUGAGAUGAUGGAGAGAUGCAAAAAAUUGGGGAACAAUGCUUUGCUGUUGAAUUCAGUAAUGUCAGCAUUCAGAGCAGAGUUUAUUGCUGCAAGAUCUAUGGACUUCAUUGGCAUGAUAAAAGAGUGUGAUGAAUCUGGAUUCCCAAAGCAUCUCCUCUUUCGGUCCUUGGGAUUAAACUUGGCAUUGGCUGAUCCUCCUGAAAAUGAUCGCCUGCAGAUAUUGAAUGAAGCCUGGAAGGUUAUUACAAAGCUGAAGAACCCACAGGAUUAUAUCAACUGUGCUGAAGUGUGGGUGGAGUACACAUGCAGACAUUUUACGAAGCGAGAGGUCAAUACAGUUUUGGCUGAUGUUAUUAAACAUAUGACUCCUGAUCGAGCAUUUGAAGAUGCUUACCCACAGCUGCAGUCAAUUAUUCAGAAAGUUAUUUCUUACAUCUAUGACUUCUCUCUGCUUUUUUCAGUGGAGAAAUUCUUGCCAUUUCUGGAUAUGUUCCAGAAGGAAAGUGUGAGAGUGGAGGUUUGCAAGUGCAUUAUGGAAUCUUUUAUUAAGCAUCAGCAGGAUCCUGUUAUACUCAAUGCCCUCCUGCACAUCUGCAAGACGAUGCAUGAUUCUGUGAAUGCACUAACCCUUGAGGAUGAGAAAAGAAUGUUAGCAGCUUUGAUAAAUGGAUUCAUAAAAAUGGUUUCGUUUGGCCGUGACUUUGAACAACAGCUGAGUUUCUAUGUUGAAGCCAGGUCAAUGUUUUGCAAUCUGGAGCCUGUUCUAGUCCAGUUGAUUCAUUCUGUGAACCAGCUAGCAAUGGAAACAAGAAAGGUGAUGAAAGGAAAUCAUUCCAGAAAGACUGCUGCGUUCGUCAGGGCUUGCGUUGCCUUCUGCUUCAUUACAAUUCCAUCUCUGAGCAGUAUCUUCACACGUCUUAAUCUGUAUCUACACUCCGGACAGGUUGCUCUGGCAAAUCAGUGCCUUUCACAAGCCGAUGCUUUUUUCAAAGCCGCAGUGAGCCUUGUUCCUGAAGUGCCAAAAAUGAUCAGUGUAGAUGGAAAGAUGCGACCUUCUGACGCCUUCCUCCUGGAAUUCCUUUGUAAUUUUUUUUCCACGUUACUGGUUGUUCCGGACCAUCCAGAGCAAGGAGUGUUGUUUCUUGUGCGAGGAUUACUAAAUGUGAUCCAGGAUUAUACUUGGGAGGAUAACAGCGAUGACAAAGUCAGGAUUUAUACUAAUGUUUUGCAUCUGCUGUCUGCAAUGACUCAAGAAGCAUAUAUCUACCAUGUAGACAAAGUUGAUUCCAAUGAUACCCUCUAUGGUGGAGACUCCAAGUUCCUGGCCGAAAUUAAUAAACUGUGUGAAACAGUGAUAGCACAGAUCCUGGAUCAUCUGAAAACCCUUGGAAAAGAGGAGACCCUAAAGCGACAGAGCCAGUUGGCACUCUAUUUGUUUAAUACUAUUCUAGCUCAUGGGGAUCUACGAAACAACAAACUAAACCAGCUUUCAGUCAACCUCUGGAAUCUCGCUCAGAAACAUGGCUUUGCUGACACCAAGACUAUGGUGAAAAUGCUGGAGUACAUCAAGAGGCGAAGCAAACAGCCUGAAAUGAGUCAUUUCACAGACUUGGCCCUUCGGCUUCCUCUGCAGUCCAGGACCUGACGAGCGCCUGUUUCCAAGGAGUCAUCUGUACAAGAGAGGGUGUAACCAAGGCCAAAAUCACUGUCUAGAUUUUGACUGGAGGAGUUCAGUGUAUUUUUUUUUACUUAGUGUGACAUAUUUACUUGGACCCAGGAAAAGGUAAAACUGUUCUGAGUGCAAUAAUUUAACCUGAAUUUCUGUUUCCAGUUUUACCACUAUAUUCAUAUU
Molecule: messenger RNA, 3063 nt
Organism: Apaloderma vittatum (bar-tailed trogon)
Lineage: Eukaryota; Metazoa; Chordata; Aves; Trogoniformes; Trogonidae
Gene: VPS35L
Product: chromosome unknown open reading frame, human C16orf62
Biological process (GO): endocytic recycling
Cellular component (GO): endosome
Source: RefSeq, a predicted model, not a curated record